This is a messenger RNA of Tupaia belangeri chinensis (Chinese tree shrew), 1742 nucleotides long. It is a transcript of the gene ARL13A, whose product is annotated as ARF like GTPase 13A. The coding region runs from base 158 to 1222 and encodes 354 amino acids. The record is from RefSeq and is a predicted model, not a curated record. The transcript has 10 exons. NCBI's taxonomy places the organism in Eukaryota, Metazoa, Chordata, Mammalia, Scandentia, Tupaiidae. Gene Ontology annotation, cellular component: non-motile cilium; ciliary membrane; motile cilium. Gene Ontology annotation, molecular function: GTP binding; GTPase activity. Gene Ontology annotation, biological process: non-motile cilium assembly; receptor localization to non-motile cilium.
UGCCAUAUCCUAAGUGAGCAGUUGAGCUGUGGCCAUCUAGAAGAAAGGUUCGAGCUUAAUGAACCUUCCUUUUUGCUCUAAACAUCUUAUAUUUUUCAUCUGAAAAGAGGCAACUUCUUAGAUAAAUAAUUACCCACCUCAAGAACAAAGUUGAAUCAUGUUCCGGCUACUGACUUCUUGCUGGUCUAGGGUAAAGACAACUGAAGAGAAACGAAGACACAUAACCAUCAUUGUCGUUGGCUUGGACAACUCCGGUAAAACUGUCCUUGUAGAGACCUUCCAAAGACUAUUUCCCAGUAGGAUAAAAAAUUCUAUGAAACCGGAACCGACUACACUCCUGUUGGGUAAAUACGAAGUUUCCAUCUACGACCUAAAUGGAGACCUGAAGGGCCAAGAAGCAUGGCCAAACUACUAUGCACUGGCACAUGGACUUGUUUUUGUCCUGGAUUCCAGCGACUUAGGACGCAUGCAGGAAGUGAAGAUCAUCUUACCACAUCUGAUGUCUGAUAGAAGGCUGGCAGGGAAACCCAUCUUACUCCUGGCAAACAAACAAGACAAGAAGGAUGCCCUCUCACCUUGUGAUAUUAUAGAAUAUCUAUUCCUCAAAAGGCUAGUGAAUGAGAAUAAUUCCCUGUGCCGCGUGGAACCAUGUUCAGCCAUCAAAAAUCUCCGAAGGAAGAACCAUCAGUCAAUAACUGAAGGGCUGCGCUGGCUGGUAGCUGUCAUUGGGGAUAAAUAUGAUGAGCUGUAUAUUCGCCAACAACCACCCACCACUGGCAUUUCAACCUCCAGGAGCAUAAGAGGGUCUGGGGAAAGAUCCUCAUCAGACAGCUCUUCUGCUAGAACAAAAAUGUCCAAAGAGAGAAGACAACAUCUAUAUCUUGGCCAACGCCCAAUGGAAGCCAGACCCCUAAAGUCUAUCCUACAUAAAGAAGGUUUACGAUUAAGGCCUAAAAAGAAUAUAUCAGUAACCUUUGCUCUAGAUGAACCCAUGGAGGAAGGUGAAUGUUCUGGAGUAAAGAGAAACUGGAACACUGCUCAGAACCGACGGCGGAACAUCGAGCUUCGCUACAAUCGAAGUAAUGCAUUACCAAUUCCAGCUCAACAUGUUGAUGACAACUUUUUUAAAGAACCAAGGGCAAAAAGGAGAACAAGUAUCUGGGACAUAGAGAUGUUACCGGAAAAUCCCCGUGAAGAAGCCUUUGGAUCCUAUGACUAUUAAAGAGAAACAUCAAACAUCCAACUCUCAGCACAUGAGACCAUCCAUAGACCCAUCAGGACCACCCAGCUUUUAAGUUUUUAUGAUACCUCUACGGUCCUCCCUACAAUUCCAUCUAUUCUAACUUCACAUCUCUGAGAACCCCCACUGGCUCGUAAUCUGAAUCAUAGCCAUCAAGUUAAUCCUCUAUCUACUGAAAGGCUCAAGAAGUUAGGUGACAUCCACUGGAGAAUAAAGACCACCUUGGCAAAGAACAAAGACAUCUCUGUACUGAAUACAUCUUUCUCUACAGAUGCUCCUGAUCAAGCUUUUGGACAGUACGUUGUGGAUGACCAACUAAAACUGAGCCUUAGAAAUACAGGGUUAGUUUAGAACCACAUAUUUCUUAAGGUUCUUGGGUGGGAAGGGACUGGCAAAAAAUAAAUACAACCGUGCUGAGCAUUAUUUUCUACUGAAUCAUUUUCUUAUCCUUCCAAAAACAACUCAGGUUUUUUGGGUUUCUUCUUAUUCCUUUUUAUUUAUU